AUGGCGUUCGCUGCAGAGAUAGAGGGCCUCACAGGCGACCUCAUCGAGGCACUGACCCAAACGAAAGCCUCUUCCGACAAGAGCUUUCUUCGGACUCGCGAUGCUGCUCUUCGGGCCUUCAAGGGAAACAAAUUCCUCCGCACUAAUCGUUUCGAGGUAGAAAAUUCUCUAAAUGGGCUUCAAGAGAAGUUCCGCGUCAACAACAGGGAUGCCCUCGCCGAUGAACUCAAGGCGCGCCUUGACCAGCUGCCAUACGCUCCCUUCAAAUGGUACCCGGAGACUCUGCAGCUAUUACUAGAGCUGUCAGACCGGCCUACACACAACACCAAGCUGCAAGAUAUUUCGCGCAUUUGCGCAGACGACGAUGAGGGACCCAGACUGCAAUGGGAAGAUAUCGCCCGUGAGGACGGCUGGGCGCAAGACUCGGACAUUUGGGACUCGAUCAACUACAGCGACGGAUCCGGAGACGAGAUCUUCGAAGGAGGCCCUGGGGAAGAGUCCGAUGAGAGCUCCCACUUUGGUGGCGAUGCUCCUCCCGGCAGAACAGCCCAAGAUCUCAUCAUCAACCCACAAGACAACGAUGCUCUAAAAGCGGUAAUGAAGCAGCAGCAAUGGAAACAGGAAGAACCGACACGAGAUCCUUCUGGUACAGUUCGAAAGAUUGGCCUUUCGGAAACACAGGCUCUCGGUGAAGUUCUGUUCAUGCUUCAAGGCCUAUCGACCACAUUGUUCGACGCCGAUGGCGCGCCCGAUCCUGCAUUUCAGAUAUCCAACAUAGCAUGGCAGACACACAAAUCUUUGCUCACGACAUUUUCAGAAGCUGGCGGAUAUAUACAGAUUCUACGAGGUUUUGCCGCUCAGCACGAAAGAGAGCCGCAGCUACAAGCUCUGCAAGACUGCGUGACGGAGCGCGUGCGUGUUCUGGACAGGCACCUCGUGCAUAUCCAAGAGCGACUUGCCAGUCCUUCUGACCAAGUCGUCGUCAGUCUGAUAGCCGCCCGGGAGGAGCUCACACCCGUGCUGGAACCGCUCUUCAAGCUGUCUGGCGUUAUUCUCAAGGUGCAGCAGAACCCGACGUCGGACAACUUUCGAUACCUGGAGCUGCUAUUUGACGAGUCGAGCAUGGCGCAGCUGACGGGGAAUCAGCAGUUGUACGAGUUUCUGGCGCGCAUCUUUCUCGAGUGCUUCACCGUCUACCUGCGCGAGAUACGCAGCUGGGUCGAGGAGGGCAGGCUGCUGCCUAGCGACGAGGCCUUCUUCAUCUACCACGGCGCCAGAGGUGUGCCGCUCGGCAGCCUCUGGCAGCACCGGUUCAAGCUACGCCGGACCGAAGAUGGACAGCUCCUCGCACCUAGGUUUGUGCAUCCUGCAGCUGACAAGAUCUACACCACGGGCAAGAGCAUCGUCAUCCUGCGCCGCCUCGGCAGUCUCAAGGUCGAAGACAGCCUGCGCAGCGGUGGCGACCAGACGCAGGUUCUCACCUACGAGUCCAUAUGCCCGCCUGGGUUCGAGUCGGCGCCGUUUCCGGACCUCUUCAACAUGGCCCUCGGGCAGUGGAUCGACCGCAAGUAUACGGCCGUGUCGGCGGUCCUCCGGACGACCAUCUUUGACGACGCCGGCUUCGAGGCCUCCCUGCGCGCGCUCCACAGCGUCUACCUCAUGUCCGACGGCGCGGCUGCAUCGUCGUUUUGCGAGCGUCUCUUUGCCAAGCUCGACGCCAAAGACGCCACCUGGCAGAACCGCCGCGCACUCACAACAUCCGCGCAGGAAGCCUUUGCAGGCGCCGUCGACGCCAGCCAGCUGUCUAUGCAUGUCGACGCCGGCGACGGCAGGCACGUGUCGGCCACGGAAGCGCGCAGCUCUGUGAGGGCCUCACUUCCGCUCAUACAGGUCGUGUACCGCCCGGCAUGGCCCGUUCAAAUGAUUCUCGACACACAGAGCACCGCACGCUACCAGACCGUCUUCACCUUUUCUCUACAGGUGAAGCGUGCCGCGCAUGCCCUGCACGCGGCGAAGCUCCGCGACGACCUGCGCUCCGAAGAUGCGGUCAACGACGCCGAGAUGGAAGCGCGGGGGCUAUUCUACGCCGCGCGCAGCAGCCUCGUGUGGUUUGUCGACACGCUGCAGACCUACCUCUCGACAGUUGUGCUGAUCCCUCAGACAGCGCGCAUGCAGCGUGAGCUCCGCGCGGCCCCGGACGUAGACGGCAUGAUGGCCGCGCACGCCCGCUGCGCCAAGCACAUGACGGACCAAAUGUGCCUAGGGGUCAAGCUGGCGCCUUUGCAUGACGCGAUUCUUGAGGUGCUGGAUCUGGGCAUCCAGCUCGAGGAUGCGCGGAUACAGAACGCUGCAGCAGGAGUGGACCGCGAUGGUGACGAGGGCAUGAGUGGCAGCGGCAGCGUCGGGUACAUUAUUGUGCUACGGCAGAUCAAGGCAGAAUUCACGCGGUUGCUGCGAUAUAUAUGUGGUGCGCUGCGGAGUGUGGCAAGGGCCAUCAGCGGCGAGGAUGCGACACGCUGGGAUGUGCUCGCCGACAUGUUGCAGCCGGGUCAUGGCGAGGAAAUGUAA
This is a messenger RNA of Akanthomyces muscarius, 2568 nucleotides long. RefSeq lists its product as uncharacterized. Gene Ontology annotation, biological process: cytoplasmic microtubule organization; mitotic cell cycle; spindle assembly. The record is from RefSeq and is a predicted model, not a curated record. NCBI's taxonomy places the organism in Eukaryota, Fungi, Ascomycota, Sordariomycetes, Hypocreales, Cordycipitaceae. Gene Ontology annotation, molecular function: gamma-tubulin binding; microtubule minus-end binding. Bases 1 to 2568 code for a protein of 855 amino acids. The transcript has 2 exons. Gene Ontology annotation, cellular component: spindle pole; equatorial microtubule organizing center; gamma-tubulin complex.